This is a messenger RNA of Eupeodes corollae, 6011 nucleotides long. RefSeq lists its product as uncharacterized. Lineage: Eukaryota; Metazoa; Arthropoda; Insecta; Diptera; Syrphidae. The transcript has 9 exons. Gene Ontology annotation, molecular function: DNA-binding transcription activator activity, RNA polymerase II-specific; RNA polymerase II transcription regulatory region sequence-specific DNA binding. The record is from RefSeq and is a predicted model, not a curated record. Bases 1338 to 4463 code for a protein of 1041 amino acids. Gene Ontology annotation, biological process: positive regulation of transcription by RNA polymerase II. Gene Ontology annotation, cellular component: cytoplasm; nucleus.
CGUGUAGCACAAGCAUAGACUCAAGACUGUCUGUGGUUUGCUUGCACAUUGACAUUACUCCAACGUCCAACUCCAGUGACUCUCGCAGUCUAAUUGGAAAUGUUCAGUUUACUUUUGGCUUUCAAUCGGUAUAGUAGAGCCGCGUCGUGGAUAGCUGUAUUUUUCCCAAUUUGGGUUGUGGUUAUUUUGUUUUCUUAAAAAAAUUUAUUCAAGUGUGUGCUCUGUUUUGAUUUUUGAAAAAUACGAGUAUAUAAAAAUAUUAACCUCGUUGCGGUGUGUCCGGUGUUAUUCCUACUUGAGUGGGGGUUGACACUUCACCAAGUAAAUAAAUACGUCAACACUCUCAAACCCGCAUUUUUGCUUAGAUAAAAUAUUUCGGGGGUGAUUUUCCGUCUAAAUUUUUGAAUAAUAUUAGCCCAAAAUAGAUAUUUUUUCUCAAUCUCAAUCUUAAAAAAAGAUAUCAACCUGUUUCGUGAAAAUAAAGGAAGAGAAUAUAAAAAUAAAAUUAUAAAUUAAAAAAAGAAAAGUGAAACCAUUUUUUUAUGACUUCACUGUGAAUGUGUCCCCACGAAUAAAAAUAGUGUGUCACAAUUACGAUUCCCUGUAUUUUGAUAAAAAAUAAUUAUUCAAAUAAUUUGUGUUAAACUUACUAAUUUUAUUGUCUUCUUUUUGUUUUCUGUUCGUGUUAGAAAAUUUAAUGCGAAACAUUUUCAACUUGUUUUGCACAAAUUACAAAUUAACGGAAUUUAUGUCAACUUGAAGUUUUUUAAACUCCAGCACUCGCACUCGUCUUAUAGUGACUGGGCGACUUAUUGAAAAAAAAUAAAAGUCGUGUGGAUCCUAAACAUCAAAGAAAGAUUAGAACUGAAUCUUUGGAAAGCCAACGCGAUGUGAAAAAUGAUACGCGGUGAAGAUGAUGGCACAAGCAACGUAAAAACAUCGAGCGGACGUUAACCGGUUGAUCUGAGCAAAUUUUUAUAUUAAUAUACAUAAUAAUUUUGUUUUUCUUGUGUAAAUUAAUAAAUUUAUAAAUUCCCCUCUCGCACGAUCAAUAUUAAUUAAAAUUCUUGUGAAGUGAUUUAAAUUGUAUUUUAGCUGAAAAAAAAAAUAAAAUUCGUUGUUCGUUAUCGAUGGAAAAAAUACCAAUAAAUUCCCAAAAAAUGGAUGCGAUCAAAUGAUAUGAAUUAAAUGGUAAAAAAGAAAAAGAAAAGCUCAGUCCCGCCGCAGUGAGAAAAGUGAGCCGGAUAGUGUUUAAAGUGUUUGGUUUCAAAAAAAUUCAAAAGAAUUCCUGCGAAAUUACCGCUAUCGAGCAAACAGGAUUAUUUCAGCUCAACAAAAUGGGAACCAAAUCACCGGGAGCUCCGCAACGAUGCCGGCUCAUAUUACAACAAUGUCUGGCAAUUCAGCUGAGUAAGCCGGGUCACACACCAGAGGACUUUUGGAUGUACGAUUCUGGAUAUAUGAUUUUCCAGAACUUUCUAGCAGCGAACGCCCAAUGCUGGUGGAAUGCCCCCUUAACAGCUGCCACACGUGCUCUCAAAUACGCUGGCCAUGUUGCACCCGGUAUGCUUCUGGUCACAGCUGAACCUUGUGCUCUGGAGGUACUCCGUGGUGCAUAUGCACGUAGCGUGCUCAAACCCCCGGCGACUUAUGUCAUCUGUUCGGUCGGUGACAUCGAUGACUGCAUCGUUACACCGACAGUUCAAGGACAAUUUACACCAUUGCCUGAGGCAUUAUGUGAUGUGAUAAUGGACCUCACCGCGGAGGGACAUUCAGCCACAAUUGAAAAUAUUCGAACGAAACUUGGCCUGCGAUUUCCUCACAUGACCUCGCCAGCAACUGAGGUUAUUUAUGAUACAUUGGCACAACUAAUGCAGGAGCAAAAGAUCUAUCAAACAUCGAAAGGAUAUUUCAUAUUCACACCUGAACGAAGAAGAAGUCGAUCGAGGCCGCGAAAUCACCGAACUUAUCAAGAAUUUGAUGAAGAUGAAGAGCCUCAUGAGCCUCGAACUAUGCUCAUGACAAACUCUGAGGCACUUCAUUCGUUUUAUGGUGAAAUAUCGACUGAACGAGAUGGAGAUUUGACGCAUCAAUGUAUACAAACGAAUUUAGCCGAUGUUAUAUGUGGAGGUAAUCCCAAUGACAAAAUCCUAUACCCACGGGCAGCGAAGCGGCGAAGUGCAUCAUUUCCAACGCCACGCAGCUUAGAAAGAAGACAUAGCUUACGACUAUUUGGCUCUUCAAAGAGAUUACAACGUUGCGCGUCGACAAGAAGCCUAUCGAAAACAUACGCACAAACUUUAGCCACAGACAGCAGCAGCUCGGAAUAUCAAAGCACAGAUUCGUCAUCACCAAAAAAAGGAUCUCUUCUAUCUCGAUUGUUUCGUCGCAGCGGUAGAACAAAACAGCGACAAAUCGAAACAUAUUCAGCGCAGUUUCCACCAGCUGAGUGGUUCAAUUCAAGAGCUGUUCACUUGCACAGCAUUGGCACUCAAACUGCUGAUCAUGUAAGUAACAUGAUAUUCACCUCUAUUUUUAAGCACUAUACCGUUUUGAAAAUUUCCACUUCACAGGAUAUUCCAGUUUCACACACUCUCUCCAAUUCAACCUUUUACGAUGGCUCAGAGCUGAGCCAACGAUCAUCAACCUUACCCAGACGUCAUCGAAGACAUAUGUCCAGUGAGUCAACUUUUGUGAUAUCUUCACGUGACUGUUCGCCAAUUCGCCGUCGCUCACCAGUUUAUUGCAGUAGCAGUUUGCCCCGGUCUACACAAUCGAUACCUGCAACAGCGUCAAGCAAAACCACACCCAAUCGUUUGUCAUCGUCACAGCUUCAGGCACCACCUGUGCAGAUGUCGUCAACGCCGGUACAACCGAGUGUACCACCUGCAUCCAAUAACCCAACAAAAUCAACAACAAAGUCCGUUUUAGGGAAGUACAUAUUUGAGAAGACCCCGUCACAUAAACGGCUUGAUAACCCACUAGCAGUCGACAACAAAGCGACAUACCGGAGUGUUCAGAGUGGCCCAUCGAGUUUGGAGAGUGGAAAGGCAUCUUCAAUGUUCACCACAUCGGGCCCGUCGAGCAUCGAUAGCGGAAAAGUUUCAUUCAGCAAAACAAGUGGCCAUUCUAGUCUUGACUCGCAAAUAUCAACGAAUACCAUGCAGCAGCAUGGAUCACCAUCACGUUCGAUACUUGUGUUGAACGGGUCACCGCGAGGAACUCCUCGACAUCAGGCAAUGAAAGCUCGUGCGGAGCAAAACCAGCGCAAUCGCUCCUCCACCCCUUCCAGGAUCCUCGAAGAGAUAACAUCACAUCCUAAUACAAGAAUUCCGGGCAAGUCUCAAUCGAUAUCCACCUCGAAUUCCAAUAACUCCAUUACCCUUCAAGUGACAACCUCCAAUGGAAGCCAGAGUAGUAUUCCCAGCACAAAGAUCUUCGUGCAAAACUCUCCAGUACGAAGUGUAAUCACUUUGGAGAAUGGAAAACUAAUGGAGAAUUCCAAUGUGUUUAUCAUCAACAACGAAACAACCACCAAUGAAAAGGGUGAAAUAUUGAGAAAGACCCUUUCGAAGCAGCACCAUGCUGCUGGAGCGGCAUCCUCCGCUGCGCAUCUGAAAAAAGAAAGCUCGAUCAGUGAGACUGACAUCAAUUCAGAGACUUGCGAUUCAAUUUCUUUUAUCAGCGAAACGUCCCCAGAUCCCGGCGAAGAACUGGACGAUGUCAAUUGCAAGUACACUAAAAAUGUUAACAAUGAUGCAACAAUGAACAACAGUCGCAAGCUGUGCCUGCAGCUUCCUCAAAAUGGCUCCUCGAGCAUUGUCUAUAAGAACGUUUUGAAAAAUGAUGCUUCAAAUCCAACCUCUCCCACAGACAACAGCGCCGCAGCUGCAGCCGUAGCCGCAUCAAAGCAGGACUUUGAAAUCGCUGGCUCUGUGGGCAAUUUACGCAGUUGCUUUGAGAAAAACACCAAAGGGUCACAAAACAAGCUCAACUCAAACUGCGACCUAAAGAAUCUGCGCUUCGAGUCCGCUGGAAACUUGAAUCUUCAAAAGGGCGGAAACCUGCUCAAUUCAAACCCGGCUAUCAAUAGUGAUUCCUUGGCGCACAUUCUUCAUAAAAGCAUUAUCGCCGUUGGCAGUGAACCCAAUCUGGCCAUUAAAAAUUGCGAUCAGAGAUUCAAGACGAACUGCGAUAAAUCCGUCGAAAAGGAGUCAUUGCUCGACAGGCGUUUCAGUUUAUCGAAAGAAAGUACCGCCGAGGAAUUGUACAACUUUCCAAGUCUUACCGACCUUAGCUUUAAUUUUACGUCACUAGCAGCGCAAAAAAUUCUACAAGGUGUUAGCCUAAACAGCAUCGAUACGCUUGUAGAGUUAAACAUGGCCGCCAAUAAUAAGGAAAAACAAAAGCAGCAGAAUAACCAACCCACGCCAGUUGCAUGCACAGAUUAUGGGAUGGUUUAGGAAAAAAUUAAAUAAUAAAUACUGAGAAGAGAUAUGAAUUAAUGCUUUUGGAAUAACUCAAGACACAACGCAAGACUUAAUCAGUGGCCAUUUGCGGUGCAUUACGGUUUUCUUUUACUUGUUCGAAGCAAAAAACUAUCUUAGUCAUCAUUAUGCUGAAAACGUUUUACAAAUAUUUCCAUACUAAACAAUGCGGAUGAAUUUAUAAUUAAAAAAAUACUUGAAACAGAUCUUUUCGGAGCCCAGUUAAACUUGAGAUAUAAAAUAAAUGUUGGUUCUAAAAAAAAAUCAACAACUUACCUUUAAACACUGUAAGCCUGUUUAAUAUCAGAAAACAUCUCAAAUUAAGCAUGAAAACGAAAUUAAAUCUAUUUCGUUUAAUUGGGUUUCGAUUGCACUCAUCAUUUAGAAUAUUCAUCAAUUGUUAAAAGUUGAACAAGUAAUUUUAUUAAGAUCAUAAUAUGAUAUCCGUGCAGCUGGCCAAUUUUCUGGUCAAGUCUCCAAAAACUUACAGCGGUACUUUUGACAGAUAACUAAGAUUACGAUUUAUUAAACGUCAAUUGUAGGGAGAUGAUACCUUCCAUCUAUAAUCGUGCAUGUUCCCAUCACUGUCAACUGUCAAAAGUAAAAAAAUCACUAAGGUCAUCCGCAUUUUUAAAGCAUAAACUUAACAAUAUUGAAAUUAUUUCAAAUAUAUUUAAGAAUUGCAAUCGUCCUGCAACAAUUAUGAUAAAAAAGUAUCAAAUGAGCUUCAAAAUAGACUUUAAAACAAUUUUUAUGCCACGAAGAGCAUUUUUGAACUAAAUAUUAUACAAUUUCCUAAAUUAUUAGGCUAAAACAAACCCAAAGCAAAUAAUAUAAUGACAAUACACAAAAUACAUACCUAAAAUACUUGUCUUUAAAAAACAAAUCAAGCAGAAGCAUAUUUUCGUCUUUACUUUUUUUAUUUGUUAAUUAAUUGUGCGUAAAGGUUUGAUUUUAUUCUAAUUCCAAAACAAAAACAAAAAAUCUAAAUUCUUAAUUUUUGUAUUAAUUUAUGUUUUUAAGUGCCAAAUUGACCGUAAAUUUAACUAACAAGCAUAAUAAAUUAUUAUUGAACUGCUUCUCAAACUGUUUGUUGUACUUCUUUUGUACGAAUUAUGUUGUUUUAAUUUUGUAUUUUAUACUUGUAAUAUAUUUAUAUUUUUUUUAAUUUUAAGCCGUAAAACUACAUAUAUUGUUUGUACAUUGAAAUAAAAGUAAAAUUUACAGAAAAAAGUCGGUUUUCAACUAAUAAUGUAGACAACACACACAAAACAAGAACAGUGAAAAUCUGGUAAAUUAUUUUUUGUUUUUUGUUUUUUUUUUUUUUUUUUUAUUUUAAUUUUAAAUUAAAGCUAAAAAUAGUUUCAGUAAAUAAUCAAAACUUAUGGAAUACAUGUACAUGAAUCAAGUUAGGUUAACAUUUGUAAUUAUUUUUUAUCAACAUUAUAAUCUAUUAUAUACGAACUAAACAAGGCCUUAUAGCUUGUGGAAAAAUAAAACGAAAUAAAUAAAAUUAAAAAUAAA